Molecule: messenger RNA, 426 nt
Organism: Lodderomyces orthopsilosis Co 90-125
Lineage: Eukaryota; Fungi; Ascomycota; Pichiomycetes; Serinales; Debaryomycetaceae
Gene: MMD1
Product: isoleucine biosynthesis protein
Exons: 3
Coding region: 1-426 (141 amino acids)
Cellular component (GO): mitochondrion; cytosol
Molecular function (GO): deaminase activity
Source: RefSeq, a predicted model, not a curated record
AUGUCCGCUAAAAGAUUUAAUUCAUCAAUUACUCCUGUGAGAACCUCACAAGCCCCACCACCUGCUGCUUCUUAUUCACAAGCAGUUAAGGCAAACGGAUUUAUUUACGUUUCUGGUCAAAUUCCAUACACUACUGACAACAAGCCAUUACCAGAGUCAUCAACCAUCCAAGAUUACGCCGAACAAGCUAUUCAAAAUGUUUCAGCCAUCUUAGAAGCUUCAAACUCUUCUUUGAAGCAUAUUGUCAAGGCUAACAUUUUCUUGACAGACAUGAAUUCUCAAUUUGGUGAAUUCAACAAGGUUUAUGCCAAGUACUUCAGUGAACACAAACCAGCUAGAUCCUGUAUUGCUGUAAAAGAGUUGCCAUUGGGAGUUCCAUUGGAAAUAGAAGCUAUUGCAGUUGAAAGAGAUGAUAACAAAUUAUAA